Gadus macrocephalus (Pacific cod) is the source of this 1564-nucleotide messenger RNA. RefSeq lists its product as uncharacterized. The coding region runs from base 53 to 934 and encodes 293 amino acids. The record is from RefSeq and is a predicted model, not a curated record. Lineage: Eukaryota; Metazoa; Chordata; Actinopteri; Gadiformes; Gadidae. Gene Ontology annotation, molecular function: oxidoreductase activity. The transcript is spliced from 8 exons.
GUUUUAACCAGUAUAAUAUGAACAGCUAAACGGUGUUAUAUGAAUUAAAUUCAUGAAAUUCAGUGUAAUAGUCAGUUCCCAAAAUAUGGCAUCGUCGGUAUUUCCUAAGGUGACGCUAUCUAAUGGGCUACAGAUACCAAUACUUGGGCUAGGGACCUCACAUAGAGGAGGGUACAGCCAUGAAGCGAUUCUACAUGCGCUCAAAAAGUGCGGCGUGCGGCAUAUUGACACCGCAAAGCGGUACGGCUGUGAGGAACAACUGGGCACAGCCAUCAGAGAGAGUGGGGUUCCCAGGAGCGACCUUUGGCUCACCAACAAACUCUGGCAUGGCGACUAUGGAUACAAAGCGGCCAAGCAGUCUUGUCUUGACUCCUGCUCUCGGAUGGGUGUGGACUAUUUUGACUUGUACCUGAUGCAUUGGCCUGAGGGUCAGCAAAAUGGCCUCUCCAACAGGGAGGUCCGAGCAGAGACCUGGAGAGCCCUUCAGGAGCUUUAUGACCAGGGGGUGUGCCGUGCUAUUGGAGUCAGCAACUUUUUGGUCCCUCACCUAGAACAGCUCAAGGAGGACUGUAGUGUGUUACCACAUGUUAACCAAGUGGAGUACCACGUGUACCAACAGCCCAGGCAGCUGGUGGAGUACUGCCGUGAGGAGGAAAUCGUGUUUCAGGGGUACUGCCCCCUGGCCAAGGGGCAAGCUCUGGGGGACCCAACCGUCCUCCAACUGGCAGAGAAGUACGGACGCACGCCUGCCCAGAUCUGCAUCCGCUGGAGCAUACAGAAUGGAGUCGUCACAAUACCCAAAUCUACCAAAAAGGAGAGGAUAGAAGAGAACUGCCAAGUGAUUGGCUUCCAACUGGACGAAGAGGACAUGGCAGCACUGGGCAAGUUGCAUGAUGGGAGACAUGUGAGCUGGGACCCUAGUCAUGUGAAGUAACCCCAAGAUAUUCUAAACGUAACAUUACUAAAUUAUUAAAUGCACGUGCAUUAGUUUGUUCUGUUACAUUUCAUUCUAUAUAUUCUUUAUAUUAUAGGUAUUAAAAGUAUUCACACUUUUAUUUCAAGCAGGAUAGACUACGGUAAUGCCAUUUUAACUGGGAUUCCCCAGAAAACUAUAAAGCAACUACAAACUAUACAAAAUGCUGCUGCUAGGGUGCUAAAUAGGACUAAAAGGAGUGAGCACAUCACACCUAUCCUAAGGUCCUUACACUGGCUUCCUGUUAUUUAUAGAAUUGAUUAUAAAGCUCUACUUCUUGUUUUUAAAGCACCUAAUGGCAUUGGACCAAAUUAUAUACAUGACAUAUUAAUACAGCACCAGCCAGAUCACUGAGGUCCCAAAACAAAAAUGUUAAUGUCAUAUCUGAAAUGUUACGGAUGGACCUUUUUAUUCCUUCCUAUCCCUUUCAAUUUUAUAGUACAUGUGUGAUUUCAUUGAUGGUCUUUCGUUAUAUUGCUUGCAUGUAUUUCUUCACUAUACAUUAUACUGUUGUCUUUUUCUCAGUAAAGCACAUUGAAUUGCUUGAUGUGCUAUGCAAAUAAAAUUGCCUUGCCUUGCCUUAAUGUCGAA